Durusdinium trenchii is the source of this 2715-nucleotide messenger RNA. The record is from the annotation of a GenBank genome assembly. Lineage: Eukaryota; Dinophyceae; Suessiales; Symbiodiniaceae.
AGAUGGAAACCUGGGAAGAGCUUCAGAGCGAAAAGUUUGUAUAAAAUCCUUAAAAAUAGAAAAUCCUCCAGAUCGAAGGGAGGGUCUUCCUUUUCUUUUUGCAACAGCCUUCAGUAAAAUAGUGAUUCUUUGGACCAACAACAAAACAUUUCGAAAAGUGGACACAGGUGGACAGUUAGGGUUCCUUUUGGAGCCUAAUAUUAAAACCACAUUACAGGGCGGCAAUUUAUAAACAAACAUAAACCGUAUUUAGGGGUCUCCGAUAGGAUUUUUUGAUAGGGGAACGCUUUGUAUUAGGUACUCGGGAUUAUUGGGCAAAGCAGGACACGGCAGAUGCAUCUUCGAGCCUUGCAAUUGAAUCUCGCGAACGAUUUGGGUAUUGUCAGGUGGUCCGUGCGGGAGUGUUGGAGACUCUCACAUUGUUUGUUGGCAGUGAAACGCGUUGCUCUAAGCGUUUGCGAGGGCUUUCGUUUGCUCACUUCUCAGGUAGUUGCAGAUGCGCUCAGGCGUUGUAAAUGUUUAAAGCGGCCUGACCUCAGGUUGCUAGAGAUCUCCAAACUGGAUCUCUGGGACUUUGAAAACUUGGCUGCUGUGGUCAACGGCUUCAAGCUUCCACAUCCAAAUGUGAAGAUGUUUGAAAAGAUUGGAAAAGCAGCUGCCCGGGUGGUCAAGGCAAUGGCGAAGGUGUCUGUAGAUCAAAUGGUGCAUUUCAUUGCAACCUAUGGCCAGCUCGGUAUUCUGCAUCAUUUGGAGAAGCUUCUCAAGCAGUUGCGAGAUAAGAAUUGGUUCAAAACCCUCAUUGCUCCAUGGAACAUUGCGAAGAUUGAUGAGGAGCAGAUUCUCCCGCAUGUCCUCGCAGCGAUGGUUCGUGCCCAAGAGUUUGAUGUACUCCAAGAGAUCGCAGAGAAGUACAAAAACAAAGACAUUUCUACGCAGAAAAUCGUGGCCAUCCUAACUGGCCUGUCCGGAUGUGAAGACAAGCUGACAAUCAAGAGUGCCUUCUUGAAGAAACUGGUGGAUCUUUGCCGAACAUGUCCUCCCGAAAUCAAAGACAUGGAACAGAUCGUUUAUGUUUGCCAAAAGGACGCAGGCUCUUUGAACACUCUGAUCGAGAUAUGUCACCACAGAAACAUCUUGGAAUCCAUCCCCAAGCAGUGGCAAGAACUGACCAGAUGCCUUGAAUGCCUUCUCGGUCCUUUCACUGAUGCAAAGCUACGUGUGCCACUUUUGGAAGCUGCUUUUGCAAGCAGACUGAUGCAAGCCCUUGCGCAAUGCAGCAAACCAGAGCCAGAGGAAGUGGUAGCUGCUGGGCUGAAAUUUUCGGUUGAGGCACUGGCAUCCAUGCCAGCCCUUGCGCACGCCAUCAUUCUCCGCAUCAAGAGUUUACCAAAGCGGUCGGAGCUGGAGCGUUUCAAGACCUUCAUCAGCAACAUUGCCCUUUCUGCCAAGCAUGUCCCGACUGAGGCGGGCACAGCAGAGCUUGAUGCCUGGACAGCUGCAAUUGACAAAGUUAUAUUGGAGGAAGCGAGCAACCUUGGAACGAGUCGGUCAGACCUUUCAUGGUCCCUGGUUGAGAUGAUGACAAUGUCGUCCAACAACUUACCAAUGAAGAUUCGACAAGAACUCGGGCAAGCCUGGCUGUCAACAAUUCUGGCACGAAGCCGAAGAGUGUUUUGGGAUGGAUUGCGCGUCCUGCUCGAGCCACCCCGACCAACAGAAGCUUUGCGAGCGAUGAAACAGGAGUUGCAGGGACAUCAUCCUGAAACCCAAUCGCCAGAUGCCAAGCUCUCAGACGAGGUUACCACGGAGCAGCCCGUCCAGGCACUUACCACGACGUGUUCCCCAACAUCUUCCCCAACAUCCGCCCCGACAUCCGUCCAGGAAUCAGCCCCGGCAUCGGCCAAACAAUCUCCAGAACCUUCUCGUCCUGAAAUUGAGAGGCCUCGGUCCCGUUCGCGAUCCCGGUCCCACGCGCCAGAGGCAGCUCUGACAGUAUCGUGCCAGAACCCCAAGUUCAGAGGGAGCUACCGCAGAAAAGGCACGAGGAAUGGCAAAGCUGCUUUUGCAAAGAUCGAUGAUGAAGAGGUGCAGCUGUUUACAGAGAAAACUUGUUGGUGCUUGGGCAGUCCCACCUCAGGGUGGAUUCGGCACCCCAGCAACUCAGGAGGAUUUGCGCCAACGGAGGGAUGGGAUGAUCCAACGUUGAGGAUCUCCUGGCAUGCUCCAAGGGUAACCCACGGUAGCGUUGCAGCUCCCAGAGCGAAGGUUGCAAACAAGAAGCCUCGUACUGGGGAUAGAGUCCUCAAGGGAACCCCUAUGCCCCUGGUUGGAGAACCUUCACCAUCUCCAUCACCAGUUGAGCAGGCCACGCUGGUCACACCACAGGGUGAACUAAAGCAGUGGCUGCGAUCUGCAUCGGUGGAUGGUAUUUUAAUGCAAUACGAGGAGCGUCUGGUGGACCAAUUGGACGGAGACAUGACGUUUCUCCCGGAGUUUGUGUGCGAAGCCAAUUCCGAGAAAGUCGGGUUGGCCCGAAUUGAUCCAGCUUUUUGGGAAGCUAUCCAAUGCACCAAGCUCGCGCACAAGUUGCAGUUCUCCAAGGCCAUGAUCAAAUUGAAAGAUGCCCCUCUUGCGUGACAGAUUUGGGUGUGUCCCGUGACCUGCAGAUUUUAAGAUUCACAGUGCACGCGAGUCCUGUGCGGAUGUGUGCAGAAA